This is a messenger RNA of Miscanthus lutarioriparius, 465 nucleotides long. The record is from the annotation of a GenBank genome assembly. NCBI's taxonomy places the organism in Eukaryota, Viridiplantae, Streptophyta, Magnoliopsida, Poales, Poaceae.
AUGGAGGAGGAAUUGAUGCAGCUGGAAGUGAAAUAUCCAAACAAUGCUAGAGGCAUAGCGAAAUUCAAUGUUCCAUUGGCACAUAUGCUGUUUGCUGGCGCGGACUUCAUUAUUGUCCCAACACUUGUUGACACGGUUAAGGAGGGUGUCACCGGAUUCCACAUGGGUUCUUUCAGUGUCGAGUGUGAAACUGUAGAUCCAGCUGAUGCCACAGCAGUAGCGUCAACUGUCAGGCGAGCCCUGAAACAGUACGACACCCCGGCAUUACAUGAGAUGGUUCAGAACUGCAUGACCCAAGACCUGUCCUGGAAACUACUCGUCAAGAUAAGGAUAACCCUUGUAUAUCUGGGUCCAGGGGCUGCAAAGAAGUGGGAGGAGGUGCUUCUUGGCCUUGGAGUCGAGGGAAGUCAGGCUGGCAUUGAUGGAGAGGAGUCACUUGCCAUGGAAAAUGUAGCUACUCCCUGA